This is a messenger RNA of Iphiclides podalirius (scarce swallowtail), 1854 nucleotides long. The record is from the annotation of a GenBank genome assembly. Lineage: Eukaryota; Metazoa; Arthropoda; Insecta; Lepidoptera; Papilionidae.
AUGACCGAGGCAUCUGAAAAUGCCUACCUCGUGCGCGUCCGGGCGCAAGUGAUGUGCCGCGAUGAGGGCACCGGCGGCUGGGUGGCGCUGGGCGGGGGCGGCCUCGCCGACGUGAUGGUCGGCAAGCGCCGCCACCACCGCGCCUCCGGUGCUGGCGACAGCAACGGCGAGACGACCUCCUCAUCCACUUCGGCCCCCAUCUACGAGUACUACAUUCACGGGAAACGCAUCAGCGAUAACAUGGUGGUGCUCGAGUGCACGAUAAAGAAGGACUUCCAGUACAACAAGGUGAUGCCCACCUUCCACCACUGGGUGACGGACGAGAAGCGAUUCGGGCUCACCUUCCAGACGGCGGCGGACGCGCGCGCCUUCGACCGCGGCGUGCGCACCGCCAUCGAGGAGCUGCUGGACGGUCUGGGUGGGGCGUGGCCGUCACUUCACGCGUACAAAAAACACAAUCCAGCGCCCAAAGAUGAUGACGAGGAGCAGAACAUAUUCGAGUGCCUCAACCUGCCGUCGGACUCGCGCUCCAGCUCGGACACGUCCACCGGCAGCCGGCGGCGGCCCGACAUCACUCAGACGCCGAUACUGUCCGCCAUCACGCUGCCGCGCCACCCGCUCGCCGAAUCCCUAAAGCAGUACGAAGUGCAAUACGACGAAAAGGCACCCGGCGAUGAUGAAUUGGAGAGGUGCCCCUACGUCCAUCUGAAAGCUGUGCACGAGUACACGUACCCGCAGGUGGGCCCGGGGGGCGUCAUUAGUUCCGAAAAGUCCUCCCCCAACACCAAACCACCGCUGCUGAAGAGGGAUUCCGGGUCGAUAAAGAAGCGCAGCUACGCCGGACCGCCGCCGUUGCCGGACAAAAAGCCGCAGGAACCCAUCCAGGGGAGGAUAAGAUGCAGGCACUGCAACGAGUGGUACCUGGAGAGUGCGAACCGCGCCGGCGCGUGCGAGUUCGCGCCCGACUGCUGCCGCUCCUGCAUCGACUGCCUCACCUGCAUCAAGUGCGCGCAGUGCAUGGUGUACCACUGCAUGUCGGACGCGGAGGGGGAGUUUGCGCUCCACCCGUGCGCCUGCGGCAAGCCGGACGACGCGUGCGCCAAGCGCUGGGUGGGCGUGGCGCUGCUGAGUCUGCUCGUGCCGUGCCUGUGCUGCUACCUGCCGCUGCGCUGCGCUCACAGGGGGGCGAGGGCGCUGCGGCUGGCGGGCGGCCACCACGCGCCGCAAGCGCCCACCACGCACCGCUCGUUCCGGUCACCGAGCCGCUCGUUCCGGUCACCGAGCCGCUCGUUCCGGUCACCGGAGCCGCUCGUUCCGGUCACCGGAGCCGCUCGUUCCGGUCACCGGAGCCGCUCGUUCCGGUCACAGGAGCCGCUCGUUCCGGUCACCGAGCCGCUCGUUCCGGUCACCGAGCCGCUCGUUCCGGUCACCGGAGCCGCUCGUUCCGGUCACCGGAGCCGCUCGUUCCGGUCACCGGAGCCGCUCGUUCCGGUCACCGGAGCCGCUCGUUCCGGUCACCGGAGCCGCUCGUUCCGGUCACCGGAGCCGCUCGUUCCGGUCACCGGAGCCGCUCGUUCCGGUCACCGGAGCCGCUCGUUCCGGUCACCGGAGCCGCUCGUUCCGGUCACCGGAGCCGCUCGUUCCGGUCACCGGAGCCGCUCGUUCCGGUCACCAGAGCCGCUCGUUCCGGUCACCGGAGCCGCUCGUUCCGCCCCUCCGUUCUCUCGUUCGCUCACCGGUCCGCACGCGCUGCUCCGCUCCAGUCGGCGCACUUUCGGCCUUGCACCGGGGGGCCGACGGGUGGUCUUUUACACUGCCACCACAAUCCGAGGAUGUAGCGACGGCUUCGCAAAG